Molecule: messenger RNA, 4215 nt
Organism: Verticillium alfalfae VaMs.102
Lineage: Eukaryota; Fungi; Ascomycota; Sordariomycetes; Glomerellales; Plectosphaerellaceae
Product: canalicular multispecific organic anion transporter 1
Exons: 1
Coding region: 1-4215 (1404 amino acids)
Biological process (GO): transmembrane transport
Cellular component (GO): membrane; fungal-type vacuole
Molecular function (GO): ATP binding; ABC-type peptide transporter activity; ATP hydrolysis activity
Source: RefSeq, a predicted model, not a curated record
AUGGAUGCGGACAACCUCGCUCUCGCACAAGCUGCGAUCUCGGUCAUCCUUCUCGUGGCCGUUGUUCUCCGCCCUUUCGUUCCUAGCCGCCCGCGAUGGUGUCGGCAGUUUGCCCGCGAGCAGGAUGAUUACGCCGUGAGUCGCAAGACUUUGUGGACGCGUUGGACGCUUUAUCUUGCGAUGAUGGCAGUCGCCGGCUUAGCUUCGAGUGUAGCGUCCGUCAUCCUGGGACGACAUAGCCUCCCGCGCAUCCUGGAACUCGCGCCGUGGAUGGCCGCCGGUCUCAUCACUGCUUGGAGACGGCCCGUCAAGACACCUACGACGCUGCUCGCUCUUUACCUGGUCAUCUUGGUUUGCAGCAUCAUACCGUUUGCGACACUUCAGUUUCACUUCAAGUCGAGUUCAUGGCCCUACUUUGUCAACUUUGCCAUCAGUCUAGCCUCCACUGCGCAUCUCGCCAUGCCAUGCGCGAUCCCAGCUCUUGACGACGGUAUCGUCACAAGACCCGACGCAUACCCUCCGCAGUCCCGAAGACACCUCACGCUGUGGAAAUUCAUGACAGUCUCCUGGAUGGCCCCUCUCAUCAGCCGAGGCAAGCAACGAAAACUGAACGACGAGGACAUAUGGCAGCUGCCAUUUGAUUUCCAACACGACAAGCUGCAUACGCUAUUCCGGGACCUUCAGGGCUCAAUCGUCAGGAGGCUCCUGCAGGCUAACGGCUUGGACCUCCUCAUCAUCUCUGUCCUUGCCAUACUGGAGUCGGCAGCCAACCUUUCCAUGCCCUUGCUUUUGAAAAAGCUACUCGAGUCCAUGGAGCUCGACGAUGACCACAGGACGACGCCUAUCAUGUUUGCCGCCGCAAUCCUAUGCGUUCGAUUGGUUGCUUGUCAAUCCUCUGUCUUUUCACUCUGGUUCUCGAGGCGGUGCUAUGAGCGCUCGCGUGGAGAGAUGAUCACGACAAUAUACGCCAAAACCCUCACCAGAAAAUCGGUUGGUCAGGGACUCCCCGAAAAGGACGUCGGCGAACUGGAAGAAUCGGACGUUGUCGACACAGAAGCUUGCCAGGAUGAUGAUGCCAAUGGCGAGGAGCAGCACGCGAAGAGCCGUUGGACUGGCCUCCUGUCGUUUCUACGCCUCCGGCGAGGAAAGCCAGGCUACCAGAAGAUCGUCGCUGAGCCGGAAAAGACGAAGCAACCAGCCACGACGGGCAAGAUAUUGAAUCUCAUGAAGAGCGACGUGUAUGAAGUUGCACAGCGAUUUUGGGACUUUCCGCAGCUCAUCGUCAAACCCCUUCAAUUCAUCGUGUCACUGGUCUUGGUGUGGCAGCUUGUUGGUUGGCCAUGUCUUGUAGGCAUUGCCUGCAUCCUGGUUGCUCAGGUCCUCAACGCCUUCUUCAUCCGCAAGGUCUUCCAGAACGAGCGCGUCCGGCGAGUGGCUGUGGACGAACGCCUGCAAGCAACAAGCCAGUUCGUCGAGGGAAUCCGCCACUUGCGAUGGUAUGACUGGCAGUCAAAAUGGGUGGAUCGGAUCAUGGACACGAGGCAGCGCGAACUCGCCCGUAUGGUUACCACGAGACUUUGGAUCAUUGGGAUUUCAACUCUCAAUAUUGCUUCAGGUGCUUUGUUCCCUGUUGCCACCUUCUUCGCCUACACGGUUUUGGCCAAAAAGCCGCUCACAGUGGGCAUUGCGUUCCCCGCCCUACAACUCUUCACCAUGCUGCAGUCCAACUUCAGAGAGAUUCCUGGUCUGAUCCAGGUCCUCCUAAACGCUUCGAUUGCCGUGGGCCGUAUUGAACAAUUCAUGGAAGAGCCAGAUAAGGAUGAGGGGUCCUGCGACAACAAAACAAACGAGAUCGACUUCAAAAUAGCCUCCUUUGCCUGGCCUGGUACUGACACACCGGUAUUGCGGGACCUCAACUUUGACAUACCGCAGGGUCUGACUGUCGUGUUCGGCAGAGUCGGCUCCGGCAAGACCGCUAUUUUACAGGCGAUAUUGGGAGAGUUAGACUGGGUGUCUGGCGACUUUGUCAUUCCAAAUGACAUGAUCGGAUACUGCGCACAACUUCCAUGGCUUCAACACAUGAACAUUAGGGAAAACAUUCUUUUCUCAGCGCACUAUGAAGCUGCUCGCUACAGGCAGGUUCUUGACGCCUGCGAGCUCUUGCCUGAUCUUCGCGAGUUCAAAGACGGCGACCUCUCGGACAUGGGCGAGAACGGUAUCGGUCUAUCAGGUGGGCAGCGAGCACGGAUUGCCCUCGCACGCGCUGUCUACAGCCAAUCGCAGGUCCUGCUCCUCGAUGAUCCCCUGGCUGCCCUUGAUCAUCACACGGCUGAGUCGAUUGUACGAAAACUUCUGCAGGGACCCCUUGUGAAGGGUCGCACCAUCGUGCUCGUUACGCACAGGGUCGAUCUCUGCCUACACCUUGCGGACCUGAUGAUCGAGGUUGAAGGGGGAACGGCCCGAGUGCUGGGGCCAGAAGAGGCGUCGGUCGAGGCAGCAAAGUUCAUGCGCAGCGAAGAGGGACAUGCGGCCACACACGAUGAAGAGCCCCAGAUGACCGACGACAACUCGCAAACAGAGGCGACCCCGGAAAAGUUCAUCGAAGAAGAACACCGCAAUGAUGGCGGUGUCAUGUUCUCCGUCUACUGGGAAUACAUCAAGGCGGGAGCUCUGAGCAAUUGGGCAACUCUUGUCGCUGUCUUUGCCUUGUAUCGAGUGGCAACCUAUCUGACGGCCUGGUUCCUCAAAUCUUGGACCGAAGCGUCUGAUACCACGAUCGCAAGAGUGCCUUCAGAUUCGUUCCUAUCGCGACUUUUGGAUCUAGCCUUCUCUUGGCUCCCGAAUCCCAAUGACAGCAUUCAGCUUUGGAUCCUUGCCUACCUUUGCCUUGCGCUGGUACAAACAAUAGUCUACGUUGUCUCCGAGGGGCUCAGCCUUUUCAUGAUCUACAGGGCGGCCAAGAGCCUGUUCAUUCGAGUCAUCGACAAGGUCAGCAACGCAACUUUCCGAUUCUACGACGUCACACCCGUUGGCCGCCUGAUGAAUCGCCUCGUAUCGGAUAUCGGCAUGAUAGACGGUGGCAUCAUGGGCCCUCUGCAGCUGACCGCCUGGUUCGCCAUCUCGUGGAUCUCGAGCAUGGGCGUCAUUGCAUCUCUGACUCCGCUCUUCCUUGCUUUCUCUCUUGGGGUGUCUGCCUGGUUUGUGUACAUCUUCCUGUGCUUCUUACCGACGUCGCAAAGCUUGCGCAGGCUGGAAAUGGUGUCGCUGAGCCCCCUCAUGUCCAACUUUGGCAUUCUCCUGGAUGGCUUGGGCACGAUUCGCGCCUUCAACGCGCAGCCCCAUUUUCAGCACAAGAACAUUGUGGUCGUCGAUGCUUUCCAGAAGAUGGAUCACUUCUAUUGGAGUUUACAGUCCUGGCUCAUGUAUCGUUUUGACGCCUUGUCGGCAGUUUCAACAUUUGCUCUCACCAUAGUCGCGUUGCAAAAGGGCUUCUCUCCGAGUCUGACAGCAUUCGUCCUUACGACGGCUUCACAAUUCGUCGAGGCCACCCACAAUCUAUGCAGACAGUACGGUACUCUGCAAAUGGACUUCGUCUCUGUCGAGCGGGUAAUUGAGCUGCUCUCCAUCCCCUCCGAACCCUGCGGCACCGCCACGCCACCUGCCGUUUGGCCAGCUGCCGAGGACGCCAUCACCUUUAACAACGUCACACUCAAAUAUGCCCCUCACCUCGAUCCCUCCCUCAUCAAUGCCUCUUUCACGAUUCCCGGUGGCUCGACCUGUGCCGUAUUAGGUCGCACAGGCUCCGGCAAGAGCACUCUCGCGCUGGCCCUCUUGGCAACCAUGCAUCCGACAGAAGGCACCAUUAUGAUCGGCGAUUAUAAUCUGUCCGAUCUCGACGUCCACGCCUGGCGCCAGCGCAUCUCCUUCGUGGCGCAGGACCCGGUCCUCUUCCCCGGCACGCUGCGCGAUAACCUUGACCCUCUCAGUCAGUUCUCCGACGGCGAGUGCGCCAGUGUCCUGGCGCGUGUGCUCGGUGGGGACUGGACCAUCAAGUCGCGUGUUGAGGGUGGUGGAAAGAACCUGAGCCAGGGACAGAGGCAGCUCGUGGGAAUCGGCAGAGCGGUGUUGCGGAGGAGUCCGCUCGUCGUGCUGGAUGAGGCAACGGCGAGCAUCGACCGCGAGACGGGGCGCAGGUGCAAAACGUGCUCGAGGUAG